UCCAUUGAAAAUUGAUCAUGACUUGCAACUGUGUGGAAGCUCCUGUUUCUCCAUUGUUUGGUGUUCAAACUUUAUUUGCUGCUCAACAUACUACAGAGUCUUGUGRUGCUAACGGAUUACCAUUAACUCCCAAUUCUAUUACAAUUUUAGGAUAUGCUCAAAAACUAAGGACCUUAGAUCAUCCAAAUUUAGUAUUACAUUUGGACUUUAUUCGGAAACAACAUGGACGCAUCAUUUUAGUCUCUCAAUAUUUCAAUCGAUCUYUAUGGACUGAAUCAAAAAACUAUUCGUUACUAAUACCGUUAGAAAAAGUACUUAGUUGGACUCAUAGGGUUUUGUCUGCUUUAUCUUAUUUAAAYGAUAAUGGUUUAGUGCAUCGGUUUUUAACUCCACAAUACAUAUUAUUAGAUGAUGAAGAUAAUGUUAAACUAUUUAACUAUGGGAUUUAUUAUAUGACAAAUAGUGGUAAAAAUAUUACUUUUCCCAUUGGGAAACUAAAAUAUACUGCGCCUGAAGUGUUAGUUCUUGAUAGAGCUUCAAAUAAAUCUGGUCCUAAAACAGAUUCUUGGUCAUUGGGUAUUAUUGUUUUAGAAUUGUUGCUGGGAGCACAAUUAUGGCCAACACUCAAGCUCAGUCAGAUAAUUCGGAAAAUAUUAUCUUUAACACAUUGUACAGAUGUUGUGAUGAGACUUGCUCGUGAAAUGGGCCGUUUGACAAUGUAUCAAUCACUACCCAGUGAAUUGAAAGACUUUCUCAGUAAAUGCAUUUGUAUAGAUGUUACUAAAAGAAUGUGCCCAAAAGAGUUAUUUGAUCAUAAGAUAUUUUCUCUUUUUGAGUACUCAAAAAUAUUAACAAAUAAAUGUUAUUCAUGUAAACACCCAUUGCGUCAAAUGAAACUGAACCAAGUUUAUUAUUUGUGGAAACUAGCUGGUGGAGAUGUUGAAUGGGCAUUAAAAAAAAAAGGUUUAUUAAGAAAUGAAUCGUCUAUUUUACUUAUACCGCGACUGAUCAUCCUUGAAGGAACAUUGUAUGGUAAUACACGUAACCAAAGUUAUUUAUUAGACUUACAGAUAAUUGAGCUAUCUUUAGACUUAUUGGUGAAUAGGCUUCAACAUCUCAAAAUAACAGAUUAUGAUCCAUUAAUUGAUCAAAUUAAAGAAUACAAUGAUACUACUGACAAGUUACCAUUAGUUAUUCGUGAAAAAGACACUGAAUAUCAGUUUCAUCGAAUUGUCUUAUUUGAUCGUUUGUUAUCUUCCUAUCCUUACAAGUUGGAUAAAUUACUCACCGAAGCUAAGAAAGAUAUUCCACCAUAUUUCAGAGGAGAAAUUUGGGCAUGUUUGUUGAAUGUUUGCGGUGAUACAGAAAACACUUAUUUGUCUAUAGAUAAAGAAACUGCUGGUGUAACAGAUAGACAAAUCGAAGUUGAUAUACCAAGAUGCCAUCAGUACAAUGAUCUACUAUCGUCUUCCGUAGCUCAUAAAAAGUUGAAAAGAGUCUUAAAAGCGUGGCUUGUUAGUCAUCCUAAAUAUGUUUAUUGGCAAGGUUUAGAUUCACUAUGUGCCCCAUUUGUUUAUUUAAACUUUUGUAAAGAACAUGUAGCCUAUGCUUGUUUAACAGCRUUUGUAAAAAAAUAUUUAAAUGAUGUGUUUUUACGAGACAACUCUGCUGUGAUCCGGGAAUAUUUAAUAAAAUUAUUUCAUUUAAUUGCAUUUCAUGACCCACAACUAGCAAAUCACUUGGAUGAUAAAGGUUUCAUACCAGAUUUAUUUGCUAUACCUUGGUUUUUAACAAUGUUCUCUCAUGUGUUUCCCAUGCAUAAAAUUUUUCACCUWUGGGAUAAACUUUUAUUAGGUGAUUCGUCAUAUCCAUUAUUUGUAGGACUAUCAAUCCUUUCCCAGUUACGUAGUACAUUAUUGAAUUCUGGGUUUAAUGAGUGUAUAUUAUUGUUUUCAGACCUACCAGAAGUGGAUAUAGAGAAGUGUGUUUUAGAAUCAUCUAAGUUUAAUGAUGUAACACCAAGGUCAAUAACAUUUAGAAAAUAUGAGUUGAGAACUGAAACACGAGAGCAUGAUCCAUGUUUAUGCUAUGAGGUAUUGCAAAAUGAAUUUAGUCCUAGGAUUAGUGUUUAUGAUUUACAAGAAUUAAAAACGUCAWGUCAUAAAUUUUUGGUCGUAGAUGCUAGAGCACACGAAUCUUACAUAGAAAAGAGUAUACCGGGUAGUUUAAAUAUUCCUAUWAAGGAAGAAGAUUUUACAGAUGAAAAUUUUGAUUUAGCGCCUUGUCCAGAAUUAAGUGCUUUAGUCAAUAAUAGAGGUAGUGUAUUAGUAGUGGUCGACAAUGWAUAUGAAUUGGGUAAAGUUAGAAAGUUUUGUAGAUUUUUGGUGAAAAAAGAAUACCCAAAAGUAUGCAGUUUACAUGGAGGUAUAGAGGCAUUAGAAACUUUUAAUAUUUUAGUACCUGCUAUACUGUUUUGAUUCAGUAUAGAAACAUUAUUUUUAUUUUAGUUAAAAAUUGAAUUGCAAUUAUAACUGUUAU
Diuraphis noxia (Russian wheat aphid) is the source of this 2538-nucleotide messenger RNA. Its product is annotated as TBC domain-containing protein kinase-like protein. Lineage: Eukaryota; Metazoa; Arthropoda; Insecta; Hemiptera; Aphididae. Gene Ontology annotation, biological process: activation of GTPase activity; protein phosphorylation. Gene Ontology annotation, molecular function: ATP binding; GTPase activator activity; protein kinase activity. The record is from RefSeq and is a predicted model, not a curated record.